AUGGAUGAUUACAUUAAUGAAGAUGCCGACAUAAAACACAGAGCGUGGCUUCUACACUUUCAACAAAAAAGAAAUAAUUAUAAAUUUAAUUUAACAAAGAAAAAAAAUAAAAAAUAUAUUAUUAAAUGGAUAAAAGAAAAAGAUGAGGAAAAUAUAUUACAAAAAUGGACACAGAAAAAAAUAUUAAACGAGAAAUAUAAUUCAGAAGAUGAUAAAGACGAAAAAAUAAACAAGGAUGAUAUGAAAGUUCAUACAAAUGUAGAAGCUACUAACCCUAGUCGAAGAAGCUACCGAUUAAAUCUUCAACAACUUUUGAAUAAUAAUUUAACAACAAAAAAUUAUAUUGAUCCAGCAAGUGAAGACUCAUCAAACUCUGAGAUUGAAGGGUAA
Messenger RNA from Plasmodium reichenowi, 390 nucleotides. RefSeq lists its product as hypothetical. Lineage: Eukaryota; Apicomplexa; Aconoidasida; Haemosporida; Plasmodiidae. The record is from RefSeq and is a predicted model, not a curated record. The transcript has 5 exons. The coding region runs from base 1 to 390 and encodes 129 amino acids.